CAAAUGACUCAAAUGCUUUGUUUCCUUUCCAGAGUUAAAAGCAGCAGGAUUUAUCAUGCAUUGCUAAUUGGUCAGAAAAACCAGAGAAUUAAAACCGCCUGUUUGUUUUCAGAUUCAUGAACACCCGAGUUCCCGCCAAUAAGAGAUACCAACCGACGGAGUUUGAGCAUGCGGCAAACUGCGCGACCCACGCGCUCUGGAUAAUUCCCAGCAUCCUUGGCAGCUCCAUUUUAUACUUCCAGUCUGACGACCAAUGGGAGACGAUCUCUGCGUGGAUCUAUGGUUUGGGAUUAUGUGGUCUCUUCAUUGUCUCAACCGUGUUUCACACCAUCUCCUGGAAGAAGAGCCACCUCCGAGGGGUGGAGCACUGCUUCCAUAUGUGCGACAGAAUGGUGAUCUACUUCUUUAUAGCUGCAUCUUACACCCCCUGGCUGAAUUUAAGAGAGUUGGGGCCCUGGGCUUCUCACAUGCGUUGGAUCAUCUGGAUAAUGGCUUGUGUUGGAACAGCUUAUGUGUUUUUUUUCCACGAAAGGUACAAGAUCGUCGAGUUAAUAUGCUACGUGGUCAUGGGUGUCUUCCCUGCCCUUGUCAUUCUCUCUAUGGCUGAGAGAGACGGCUUGUUUGAGCUGAUCCUGGGGGGCAUGUUCUAUUGCCUGGGUACGGUGUUCUUCAAGAGCGACGGCCGCAUCCCCUUCGCCCACGCCAUCUGGCACCUCUUCGUGGCGACUGGAGCCGGGAUCCAUUACUAUGCCAUCUGGAAGUACCUGUACACACAGGCCAGUGGUGAAGUGAAGACCCUGAGAUAGCAGCAGUGUGACUGUGCGGCACGCGAAUACACAGAGAUUGUGAUAUGCACAGCGAGUUGAGCGAGGUUCCUUUCUGUUCACAUUCAUCACCGUGUUUUUUUAAAGAUUUUUCUAUUGGACAAUGACUUUCCUAACUGGGUUCUCUGUGGGUAUUUAAAAGCCCUGCAAAAAACAAUUAAAAAAAAAACAAUCCACCAACCUAGCCUUAUGACGAAAGUCAUCAUGUACUGAACUUCAAAGGGACCCAAGUUAGUGCAAACAGCCUUUAAGGAAAUGUAAUAUGCAGUACGACUGGUGCAUUUUGAGUAUAUGUUCAGGAUUUUUAUUGUUUUUAUUAUACUACAUUCAUAAGGGAAAGUCUUCAGAAAGCUUAGAAGAACUCCAAAUCUGCUUUGUGUUUUUUUUCUUUUUCUUUUUCUGUCUAGGCUGCAAGAGUUCCAGGAUCAGUGAUGCCUAUUCACUGCACACAGGUUUCUGUUCAUUAGACACACGCGUUACAUCUUCAAAACUGAACUGGCUCUUAAACCGUAAAGUUUUAUUCCAGUUUGGCACACAGCUAGUGUGAAAGGUUCUUAAGCUUAUUGGUAGUGGGCUUCCCCUUGUGGCAGUUAUAGGCAUCACUGCUCUCCUCACGUCCUGGGAGUUCAACCACAAGAAGCCUUUUUAAAUGUUGAACUCCACUCUGGAUGAAUGCUUGGUCUGAUCUCAAAGUACAUGUAGCUAAUGUUGGCUAUAGGAACAAACAAAAGCAGACAAAAAAGCAAUACUAUCUGCAGGAGUGGCUUAUAUUCAACAUGUUUUUUUUUUCUAAUUUGACCCUGUAUACAGUGCACAGCUGUGCGCUCAAUAAGAAAGUAUAUGUUGUCCUUUCUUUAUGCCCAGUUUAAAAUGGACCAGUACGUCUAACACCUUCAAGUUUAUUCUGGUAAUUAAAAUCUACCAAAACUAUAGGGUACUUUUUUUACCCGUGAGAAAUAUAUUUCUGUUUUUAUAGUAUUUCUUGUCAAACAGGUAAAAACAAUCACGAAGAGUUUCGUUUUCUUAUUUUGACUAGCUUGAUGGGAUUCGUAUGGAUGGUGUUAAUGAAACACAUAACCUUUUCUCCAUGCUAACUGAAAGAAGUUUCAGUUCUGUGUCCCUGCAUCCAGUGGCACUGGAACCAUUUUUAAAGUGGGGGUGCUGAAAGCCAUUAAACAAAACUGUAACCCCUGUAUAUGAUGGAAGCCAUGCAAAGCCAGGGGGUGCUACAGCACCCCCAGCACCCCUAGUUCCAGCGCCCCUGCCUUCACCUUUGGAGAAGGGUUGAUGUGUCUGAGAAGAUAUCUGUACUGUAAACAACAAACACGAUGCUGCGCAAGAGACACUAACGUGUUCUUGUGUGAAAAGAUAAGGGUUUUGUGACAUAAGGGAGGUACAGUAUGGUUAUCUCUUUUGUCUUAGGAUUCAGUUACCUUUGGACUAACUGCUGACAAUAAUGUAAUUGGCUAUUCCCUGAACGUUUGCAUUUAGUCAUAAAAUCACCAGGAUGGGGAGAUCCCCUUAUAUUAUUGCACAGUGUUUUUUGCAGUUUUACAACGCAUUUCCCAUGGUUUUACUAUGCAUUUACCAUAGUCAAACCUGGAUUUUUAU
This is a messenger RNA of Polyodon spathula (Mississippi paddlefish), 2435 nucleotides long. Its product is annotated as monocyte to macrophage differentiation factor 2-like. The coding region runs from base 117 to 806 and encodes 229 amino acids. Gene Ontology annotation, cellular component: membrane. The record is from RefSeq and is a predicted model, not a curated record. Lineage: Eukaryota; Metazoa; Chordata; Actinopteri; Acipenseriformes; Polyodontidae. The transcript has 6 exons. Gene Ontology annotation, molecular function: pore-forming activity.